Erpetoichthys calabaricus (reedfish) is the source of this 2196-nucleotide messenger RNA. Its product is annotated as leucine-rich repeat-containing protein 74A. The record is from RefSeq and is a predicted model, not a curated record. The transcript is spliced from 13 exons. Lineage: Eukaryota; Metazoa; Chordata; Cladistia; Polypteriformes; Polypteridae. Gene Ontology annotation, molecular function: protein binding; calcium ion binding. Bases 1 to 1899 code for a protein of 632 amino acids.
AUGUCACAGAUGUGCCAGUCUUCAACAGGUCAGAGUGAUCACAGUGAACAAGAGGAGGAGGAAGAUGAUGAAGAAGAGGUGGAUUCUGACCUGCUGCAGAAGGGUGUCCAGGACAGCACAAUAGAAAACUCAGACUGUGAAAUUUACCUGAAAGCCUGCCAGUUAGUGGGUGUAGUCCCAGUGUCACGCAUCCUGCGCAACUUUAACAGCCCUUCCCUCAAUUUAAACCACCGUGGACUGGGACCAAGGGGAGCAAAGGCUCUUGCCAUCAUGUUGGUGAGCAACACUUCCAUCACCUCUCUGGAGCUUGAAGAUAACCAUAUCCAGGCUGAGGGCGCUGUGUCCCUGACAGAAAUGUUGAGCGUAAACAGCACCAUUCAAGACUUGAACAUGAGCAACAACCACUUGAACUCUACUGGUGCUGUCCUCUUUGCAAAAGUGAUUCUCAGCAAUACAUCUCUAAGAACAAUUAAGCUGUCUGGAAAUCAGUUCAAAGAUGAAGAUGCCAAAGGCUUUGCAGAUGUCUUGUCAUCCAAUUUUAGAGUGAAAGAACUUGACCUUAGCCACAAUCAAUUUAGAGAAAAAGGAGGCGAGUGUCUUGGACAGAUGUUAGCCAAUAAUGAUGGACUGGAAGUCAUCAACCUGAGUUGGAACCAUUUGAGGAUGAAGGGUGCAGUAGCUCUGUGUGCUGGGCUCCGGGUUAACAUCACCCUAAAGAUUCUUGACCUUUCGUGGAAUGGUUUUGGGAGUGAAGGAGCUCUGGCCCUGGGGGAAGCCUUAAAGUUCAACAACACCUUGCUACAACUGGAUCUCAGCAGCAACCGAAUCACAAAUGAGGGAGCUGGCAUGAUCUGCAAAGGACUGGAAGCCAAUGACACUCUUAAAGUGCUGAAGCUAUCAAACAAUCCUUUGACUGUGGAAGGAGCCAUACUACUCCUGACAUCUGUGGAAAACACCCAUAAAUCUGCACUGGAGGAACUAAAUAUCUCGAAUGUCCUCGUUAACGAAACGUUCCUCCUUCUCCUGGAAAAGACAUGCCAGGUGCACCAAAGCUUGGAGGUCAUCUUUGGAGGGAUUGGAGGCUUUGUUGCUAAGAAGCCAAAGCAUCGACCCGACCCAAUGAAAGUGAUCCAGGACUAUCUGGAUGAGCGCAAGCUGCGUCUCUGGGAUUUCUUCAGGAAAAUUGAUAAAGAUGGUUCCAUGAGAGUGCCCGUCUCUGAUUUCCGGAAAGCCAUUCAGCAAUCUACCAUCCCUCUUGACCGGGUUCAAAUCGAGGAGCUGGUACAGAGGCUAGACAAGGAUCGGACUGGGAUAGUUGAUUACAGGGGCCUUGCAGACACCCGCAAGCAGAUGAUGCGAGACCACCGGCGCAUGCUGAGGAAGGAGGAAUCACGACAGAAAAAGGAGAAACAGAAAAGUGACCGAGUGCUGAAAACUUUCCACAGUGCUGUAGAAGCAGUCACUCCUCGCAGCUCAAUCGUUAUGUCAGCUGGGGGUCAAAGGUACCCAGAUGAUUCCAACAGCCUUCAUUACUUCUCAACCACACCUCUGAGUUCAUGGCACAAUGCAGUCACCAGGCAUUGCAGUCCCUGUUCAGAACCUAAUAUGAGCUCUGAACAUGUCCGCUUCCCGCUUAUUGCAAGCACAAUGAACAGCUCUCCGGAAAGCUCCCUGGAUGUCCGCAGCUAUUCCCAACCUAACUUGCAUUCACGUUCUCAGAAUGUCUGUGAAGCCAGAAGUGCCUCAGCUUCCAUGGUUCAGUCCAGGUCACACCGUUGGUCAAGCCUGACCCCCACUGCCAGAACAACAACUCCUGUUGUGCUGACCCAGUCCAGACCAGCCUUACUAGAACCUAGACCACAAAGAAAAAAGAACACUACAAAAAGGCCUAGCAAAUAAACUACAUGCCCCAUUGUGCACUAAUGACUUCUUCUAAGUGUAUAGUUCUAGUAGAAAGUUAAAGCAGAAAGAAAGGUUAUAAAAUGAUGUCAAAGUAUAUGUAUGGUUUAAACUGGUCUACCUGCAGCAUAUGCACACAUCAUCAAUUGGUAUCCCUUUAGUCGAUGUGACAAUGAAUGAUGCUACUGUAUUUAGGGUAGAAACUCAUUUUAAACAAAGGACAUGUUCAGUGACCAUUUUUCAGAGAAAGAUCAAUAAGAACAGUGCUAAUUCUUCAUUUCAAAUGAUGUUCAUGGU